This is a messenger RNA of Acanthamoeba castellanii str. Neff, 591 nucleotides long. RefSeq lists its product as uncharacterized. The transcript has a single exon. Bases 1 to 591 code for a protein of 196 amino acids. NCBI's taxonomy places the organism in Eukaryota, Discosea, Longamoebia, Acanthamoebidae. The record is from RefSeq and is a predicted model, not a curated record.
AUGGAGAAGGUGGAGCUGUCCUCGUGGCUGGUCGAGUUGGUCAGCAAGACGCCGGCGAAGGCGAUGAUGGUGGAGGAGGUACCGGAGGUGACCGAGGACUUGAGCAGCACCAAAUCGGCGAUCGAGGAGCAGAGCAAAGAAGAUGAGAACCGGACCCCGGCCGAGGAAGCGGAUGAACACGCAUGGUUCUUUGAGAAAGAGUUCUUUGCAGACAACGAGGAAGCUGGUGAGGGUGGCACGAAGCGAAAAAUCGGAGAUGAAGAGGAUGAGGAAAGCACAGAUGAAGAUGAAGAUGAAAAAGAUGAAGAUGAAGUCGAGAUUAUCAGCGAGCAGAGGAAGACGAUGAACGUACAGUCCGCCACAGGUCAAGAAGGCAAGAAGAAGGACACGAAGGGACACUACGCCUGCUACGAGUGCGGGGCGUUGGUGCCGAAGGUCGCAUACUCGAAUCGCCAGCGAAAGAAGAAAACGAAGCGCAGGAUGAAGUGCAAGAAGUGCAUGGUCGACGCCGUGGGAAAGAACGUCUCCACUGAGCCCCUCACCGCUGCUCAGCUCUACAUGAUGAACAAGGAUCGUUUCAUUGGCUUUUGA